AUGUUGUUUUUUGAAAACCACUCCAUCAAUUCUCAUUCCUUCACUCCUGAAUCCGAACCGUAUCUUCCUAGCUAUCCCGAGGCAGCAAGAACAUCACCUCCACGAUACUCUAGGGCCAUUCUUCCGCAAGAAGAUUCAGUAUGUCUUCUUCCACCAGCGUACGCAAGAAUCACUAGCCAUGAUGCUCAAUACAAGGAUGGUGAUGACGAGCUACCACAUCGCAACACUGCAGCAUGGGCGUUAAUAUGUGGACUAGUGAUACUAAUUACACUUGGUGUGAUCUUUGCCACGAUAUCUUUCUUAAUAGGAAGACAAGAAACAGUGCCAGAUUCCAUAGGCGCCGUGUAUUACAUUCUCAUGGGUACUGCGUUUUCAAUCCUUCUUUUUGUUACUGUUGCUAUGGUUUAG
This is a messenger RNA of Saccharomycopsis crataegensis, 408 nucleotides long. RefSeq lists its product as uncharacterized. The transcript has a single exon. Lineage: Eukaryota; Fungi; Ascomycota; Saccharomycetes; Ascoideales; Saccharomycopsidaceae. Bases 1 to 408 code for a protein of 135 amino acids. The record is from RefSeq and is a predicted model, not a curated record.